Messenger RNA from Parnassius apollo (apollo), 1227 nucleotides. Lineage: Eukaryota; Metazoa; Arthropoda; Insecta; Lepidoptera; Papilionidae. The record is from the annotation of a GenBank genome assembly.
AUGGGAAUGUCAUCAAAAGAAAAAUCCAAACGUUAUAGAGACAGAUUAAAACAAAACCCGGAAAAAUAUGAUGAAAGGAAAAGAAAAAAGCGAGAGAGUUACCAUAAAAAUAAAAAACUAUUAUCAGAUCUUAAGCCACAAGAAAAAGUCAACUGCAGGAUCAUUUGGAAACUGAGAAAGCAAGAACAAAGAAAACGUAAAAAAGCAAUACAGGAAUUGUUGAAUAAUACACCUCCAAGUUCACCGUCCAUACUUCUCCAGCAACCAAUUAAUCAGCCUUUAUUUGCUCCCAUUCCACCGGAUAGCCCCGCAGAAAGUAUGAUUAGAGGCAGAAAGAAGAUUCCAAAGACUAUCGUUCCUUUAGUAGGAACAACUCGAGUUCAUCAAGUUUUUUCCAAUAUUCGAGGCCAACUUAAAUACAGGGACUUAAGUUGUUUCUGCGAACGCGGAUUCUGUGAAUGCUUAAAUCCAAAGCUUUACUAUCCGAUACCAGUUCCAAAAAGUAAUAAUACUACUCACAAGGUUUGCGAUUUUGACGAUAACUUAAGCAAUGAUAAUUUCCCAUUGAGUCACAUGCUAACAUCAUCGCAUGAGAAUGACAUAUCGUUCAAAGAUUUUAGGACAUCAGUAUCAAAAAAUAUGUACAAACGUGUGUAUCGUUCUUCAGAUACCUCUGAAAACAAUACAGAUGAAGAUGAGCAGAAUGAAGCUCACAAUAUCUUACCUGGAUUAAGAGAUUCUGAAGGUGAGCAAUCUACAUUGAAACAAUAUAACGUAUUUGGAUAUUAUGAUGAUAAGCUGACAUCAAAAGUAUAUGACAACCUACCUAAAUUUGACUUAAGUGGACUUUAUGUAUCAAGACAAAAUGAUAAUUUACCAACAUACGAUUUACCUGGAGGUGGCGACGAACAGCAGCCAUCUACAUCAGGACAACAAAAUAAUUUACCAGGACGUGGAGAUUAUUUACUAGUCAAGGUUUACGGUGCCAAAGGAAAAUCGUAUUCAUAUUGCUGUGUUGCUCAAAGUGACAUUGAAGAUGAUGGUGAGAUUAAAGUCACAUUUCUAAAAGCUGUAAAACGAGGAAAACUAUUUAUCCUUAAUCAAAAAGACAUUUCGUAUGUUGCAUAUGAAGAUAUCAUAAGGAAACUGCCAAAUCCAGAUGUAGAGUACAAAAGAGGUGAAGUAUAUUACAAGUUCCCGUGUAACGUCGAAGUUUUUGAAAAAUAA